Conger conger (European conger) is the source of this 2713-nucleotide messenger RNA. RefSeq names its product C-terminal Src kinase (gene csk). The transcript is spliced from 15 exons. Gene Ontology annotation, biological process: adherens junction organization; regulation of Fc receptor mediated stimulatory signaling pathway; protein phosphorylation. The record is from RefSeq and is a predicted model, not a curated record. Gene Ontology annotation, molecular function: protein tyrosine kinase activity; protein binding; ATP binding. NCBI's taxonomy places the organism in Eukaryota, Metazoa, Chordata, Actinopteri, Anguilliformes, Congridae. The coding region runs from base 451 to 1803 and encodes 450 amino acids.
GUUGGACCGUGGUUCACAAAGAAGCGCAUGCGUGGUGCUUACCGAAACGUAGUGAGGACCACUUCCCUUGCAAGGCCUGUGCAAAUGUGCAAAUUCGCAAAAGACAGUCAAGCCAGUUUUCAUCCACAUCGGUGCGCUGCAGCUACAAACGAUUGACCGUGUUGGCGAGAGCAGUUCUGUCCAUUGAUGGAAUAUCGACGAAUCGAGACUGGAGAGGAGAUCCACUGUGGAAUCUAACUGUAUCCAUUAUUUUUCCAUUACACUUCCAACACAACUUCAACGAAUUCACUCGCAGAUCAUUUCUGUGAACAAGUGCCCUGACGCAGGAGGGACCAUAGAGAGUGAACACACUCUCCAAGAUCACCAGCGUAGCUUCAGUUUACCCAGCUCUGAUGGUACCAGCUGAUCUGUGACACCAGCCAGAGGACAUCCCGCCCCAUUCCCAUCAGCAUGUCUGGUCUCCAGAAAACAUGGCCAGCAGGCACGGAGUGCAUAGCCAAAUACAACUUUCUGGGCACGACGGAGCAGGACCUGCCCUUCUGCAAAGGAGACGUCUUAACCGUUAUUGGAGUUACCAAGGAUCCUAACUGGUACAAAGCCAAAAAUAUAAUGGGGAGGGAAGGCACCAUACCCGCCAACUACGUCCAGAAGAGAGAGGGCGUGAAAUCAGGAGGCAAACUCAGCCUCAUGCCGUGGUUCCACGGGAAGAUCACUCGGGACCAGGCGGAGCGGCUUCUCUAUCCCCCGGAGACGGGGCUCUUCCUGGUGCGGGAGAGCACCAACUACCCCGGCGACUACACCCUGUGCGUCAGCUGCGAGGGCAAGGUGGAGCACUACCGCAUCAUCUACCACAACGGCAAGCUCUCCAUCGACGAGGAGGAGUACUUCGACAACCUCAUGCAGCUCGUGGAGCAUUACACCACAGAUGCUGACGGGCUCUGUACCAGACUCAUCAAACCCAAACUCAUGGAGGGGACGGUAGCUGCCCAGGACGAGUUCUCCAGAAGUGGCUGGGCUCUGGACAGAAAGGAACUGAAGCUCAUCCAGACCAUUGGGAAAGGGGAGUUUGGAGAUGUGAUGGUGGGAGAUUACAGGGGGACCAAGGUGGCGGUGAAGUGCAUCAAACACGACGCCACCGCUCAGGCCUUCAUUGCUGAGGCCUCCGUCAUGACGCAACUACGGCACAACAAUCUGGUGCAGCUUCUCGGGGUGAUUGUGGAGGAGAGGGGCAGUCUGUGUAUCGUCACAGAGUACAUGGCCAAGGGCAGUCUAGUGGAUUACCUGCGCUCCCGAGGUCGAACAGUGCUGGGUGGGGACUGCCUUCUCAAGUUCUCCCUAGAUGUCUGCGAGGCCAUGGAGUACCUGGAGGCCAAUAACUUCGUUCACAGAGACCUGGCAGCCCGGAAUGUUCUGGUGUCUGACGACAACAUCGCCAAGGUCAGCGACUUCGGGCUGACCAAGGAGGCGUCGUCUACGCAGGACACGGCCAAACUGCCCGUCAAGUGGACCUCGCCCGAGGCCCUGAGGGAGAAGAAGUUCUCCACAAAGUCGGACGUGUGGAGCUAUGGCAUCCUGCUGUGGGAGAUCUACUCCUUCGGGCGUGUGCCUUACCCCAGAAUCCCGUUGAAAGAUGUGGUCCCGCGGGUGGAGAAAGGCUACAAGAUGGACGCCCCGGACGGCUGCUCCCCGGUGGUGUAUGACAUCAUGAAGCAGUGCUGGACCCUGGACCCCGUGGUGCGGCCCUGCUUCCGCAUGCUGAGGGAGAAGCUCCAGCACAUCAGAGCCAAGGAGCUGUACCUGUGAGAGGAGGUGACGGGAGGGGAGGCCUUCCACACCCUCUCACCUGCACCAGCCUCCUGGGACUAUAGACCACCACUCCUCCCUAAUGAACCAACCAAUGGCACCCCUUCAUCCCAGGCCUUUCCCUCUGCUUCUCCUCUCUCCUUCUCUCUCACUGUCUCUUGCUCUGUCACAUUCACUGUCUCAUUCUCUCUUGCUCAUUUUCUCUCUGUCUCUCUCCUUUGCCCUUUUUCUCUCUUGGGUUGCUGUACCUUCCGGUCCUUUUCCCUCCCUCCUUCCUUCCCUCUCUCUUGCUGUCCCACUGUCUCACUGCAAGGUGGGGGGUGAGGCAGGCCUUCUCCUCCACAUCUUGACCCCUGACCCCUGUGCAUGGCGGGCUGGGCGCAGGCCCACCGCGCUGUGGGGAGUGAGCGAGGCCUUCGCUCUUGGCCAAAGUGCCUCCAGAACUCAGACUCCCAGGGUGCCACACACUCCGCUGCACGAACUCUUGUGUUUUUUUUAUUACGAUUCUUUUUUUAUGUUGUUUUUUUAUUGUUUUCUGCAACCUCCUUCAUCUCACUCUUCUCAGAAUGGAAACAAGAGAAAUGAGACUUCUUGAGCUGAUCUUUCUGGAAAUGUAUUCUAUGUCCAAGACGAGGCUGAGGCUUUCGAUUCCAAGAUAUGCAGGCUUUUUUUUAUAUGAAAAUCUAUAUAUAAAGGACUGAAAAGACAAAAAAAAAAACAGGACCCAAAAGGAGGUCUGGGAUGAGAAGCUGUACAGUGUGGGGUCAGAGGGGAGGGUGUGCAUGCAGUGUGAGGGGCCUUCAGUUACUGUCUGUGCUGUUAAUGUUUGUUUCAUUAUGCCACCAUGAUUAUGAAUAAAUCAUUCCAUCUCACCAGUUUGGAGAGAAAAACAAACAAAUGAAACCUGAAA